Messenger RNA from Diachasmimorpha longicaudata, 2425 nucleotides. Its product is annotated as RUN domain-containing protein 1. The record is from RefSeq and is a predicted model, not a curated record. The transcript has 6 exons. NCBI's taxonomy places the organism in Eukaryota, Metazoa, Arthropoda, Insecta, Hymenoptera, Braconidae. Bases 203 to 1957 code for a protein of 584 amino acids.
GCUGUGAUACGAUAUUUUAUUCUCGCGGAUCAGGUAGUUCAUUAGAAUUUGCUGGAAUUUGCUUGAGAGACAUAACUCUGACGUCACAUCAUCAUGGGGUAUCAGAAUUUACUGAUUUUUAAAGGGAUUUGAUGAGUUUGAGGAGGAGAAGGUAAUGAACCUGAACUAGAAGCUGAUGUGGGACAUAACCUAGGGAGCAAUAAUGGCAACACAAGACGAGGAAUACGUCAAGAGCGACGAGUUUGAUACGUCUGAUGAGAAUGAGAGACCAUCAGGGGAAAGAUGGGCACCUGUUGGGGCUAAUGAUGGGGACAGUGAUUUCACUGAUGACUACAAGUGUUCUGACAAUAUGGAAAGUAUUUCUUAUAAUAUGGACAGGCUUAAGUUGCUCGAGGAGGAACAGGAAAUGCUCAACUCUUCGCUAAUAGCAUUAACUACGCAUUUUGCACAGGUGCAAUUUCGAUUGCGACAAAUUGUGGACGCACCCACAGAUGAGAAAGAAAAACUCCUGAAGGAACUCGAGGAGUUUGCCUUCAGGGGAAUUCCAGAUGUUCCAAAUACAGUUGCACUGAGGAACAGAUCCUCCUCUUCGUCCAUUUCUCUAUGUGAAAAUAAUGGGUGCAGUGCUUAUGAUGAAGAAGUGGAAUCCAAGAUAGCCCUACAGAAGUCUAAGCAACGAGAAUUAAUCGAACAGUUGAAAGUUCAACUAGAGGACCUUGAAAAAUAUGCAUAUGAAACUGAUGGCCAGGACUUGCCACAGAGUGUGAUUUUAGAGCGACAAAACAUGAUAAUUAACCAUUUGAAAGAAAAAUUAAACUUCGAAGUAGACGACCUCUGUAAACUUCCCCUGGACGACCUCCGCUGGCAGGUGGACCACGCGAUAAACGAAAUAGUCAGCCCUUUAAAAAUGAAAGAACAGCUGGUGAACCAGCUAAAGACACAGGUAGCAGACCUAGAGCGUUUCAUCCACUACCUCCAGGGUGAGGUGAGCUCAGAAACUCUAGCCUGCACCUGUGCCUGUCCUGUUCACACAACUGGGCUAAAGCCUUCGCAAAAAUCUAAGCGCCAGAUUCCUCUGAUGGAUCGAAACGACGAUAGUCAUACAAAAACCCUGAAUACAGUUCGAAAAGUCAUAACUCUUCUCCACAUCUACCUGAUGUCACAAUUAGGUUGCAGUAGUGAUAGAACUCGAGGGAAAAAAGACAGUAAGACCACCUGGAGGGACUUGAGAACUCGCCUGGACAUCGCCAUUGAGCACGUCCUGGAAAUUGCUGCUGAAAGCGAGGAGAGUCACUCUGAUCCACAUGAUAACGAUGAUGAUGAUGACAUCGAUCUAUACACAUCUGAUUGUGAAUCCCCUAAGCAACAUACACACGCAAAAAUGACUUCUGCAGUAAGAAAACACCUGGCUGUCUGCAUCAGAGACCUCAUGGCCCAUGGCCUGAGCUCUGAUGUUCGUUCCAACAGUGUUGUACCCUUCGUGGGCUGUUUUCCACAGAGAAAAAAUAUAACUGUCGAUCAAAUGCACCCCUGGGAGCUCAUCAUUAAAUACUAUGAAUUUAAAAAUGGACACAGAUAUAACUCUAGCCCAGCCCAGAAACUCUCUCAGAGCUUCAACCUUGCUCUAGUCAAUGAGAGAACUGUCUCACCGAAGCAGAGUCUUCUCACUACUGUCGGGAACAUUGUCGCGAGCCAUUCGCAAUAUAAACGAAGUUAUAAUUCCCACUUCAAGGCUUUCAUCUGUGCAGCUUUGAAUGCUAAAAAAUUGGUACCCUGGCUACGGCUUAUCCUUCAGUGUCAGUAUUUAUUAGAGAAUCACUAUAUGUCUUGGAGUUAUGUCGUGAAAACCGGAUUUCAAGAUGCAUUUCAUGCACUUGAUCGUCUAACUACAACCCCCUUUGAUCUUCCGGUCGACCUGGCAGUCCGGCAAUUCCAAAAUAUCAAGGAUGCAUUUUGAUGAAUCUCCGAAAGCCCUCAAAUUAUCGUAAAUUGUUAGAAUUCAUGAGUUGUGCUAAACAAUCGUUACAUUCACAAUGUUUAACAACAAAAAUAAUUAGAAAACCAGUUAACCAAGACCAUUCAUCAAUCCGUAAAAAUGCAUCCAUUGCUUUGAAUCAUUAAGUGCAGUGCGUAUGUUAAUCACGCACAGAGCAUUAUUCAAAUCAGAGAAAAAAUAAUUUUAUCAUUCAUUUAUCUGUAACAUUGAUUUACCCCUUGCAUUGCAUUGAUUAAUUUAUCUGAUGCAUGACGAAGGCAUUUAUUUAUCAUUUAGCCAACAGAUAUCAAAAUACUUUGCAUAAGAUAUUUAUUUACUAAACCAAAGAAUUGUAAAGUAAAUGUUGAUUUACAUAAUUUAAAGAAUGUAAAAAUGAAUUCAAUAAACUGUUGAUUAUUUAUGAAUGCAAAAAGACCAGAGUAUUAAUUG